AAUUAGAAUUGUUAUAGUUGUUUGUUGCCCGUUAUUUCUUGCCAUGUUCCCCUAUAAAAUUGGUCGAUCGGUUAGAAUAAUUUCUGUUUACCAAUCUUAUUUUCAAAAACGGCUUAUAUUUCGGAAAAUUAAUAUCAUGACUUCCCUAAUAAAGAAACCGACACAAAAAUCGAGCUCAUCAAACAAACAAAUCAAACCAAGUGUUCCUAACAAAAAUAUGUUACCUGUAUUGGAUUUUCAAACACGGGCCAUCCAAGCCGAUUGUCGACUGGAUAAUCUUUGUGCUUUGGAUAUUGAUUCAAAACCGAUGAAUUUUCGUCUAAGUGGUAUUGUAUGCACGAUUGGACCCGCUACACGAGAGGUACCGAAAUUGGUUGAACUAAUAAAAUGUGGCAUGACCAUCGCGCGAAUGAAUUUUUCUCAUGGAACACACGAGUAUCAUCUUGGCACCAUCAAAAAUGUUCGAGAAGCAGCUAAAAUAGUUGGUCAAGAGCUAAACAUAUCCAACCUACCUAUUGCUAUUGCUUUAGAUACAAAAGGUCCGGAAAUUCGAACUGGCCUUCUUGAGGGAGGUCCUUCAGCUGAAAUAGAAUUAAUGAAAGGAAAAACAAUAAAAGUGACAACAAACGAUGAAUUUAAAGAGAAAUGUUCAGUUGAAAAUUUAUAUUUAGAUUACAAGAACAUUGUGAAAGUUGUUUCUAAAGGAAGUCAUGUAUUUGUUGAUGAUGGUCUCAUAUCACUCCGAGUACUAGAAAUUGGUAGUGAUUAUUUAAAAUGCGAAAUCGAAAAUGGUGGUAUGUUGGGCUCGAAAAAAGGUGUUAAUCUUCCCGGUGCAUUAGUGGAUUUGCCUGCCGUAUCGGAAAAAGAUAAACAAGAUCUUAUUCUGGGUUGUCAGAAUAAUGUAGACAUGAUAUUUGCAUCGUUUAUUCGUAAUGGUGAUGGUGUGAAAGAAAUUCGACAAAUUCUAAAGGAACAUAAUAGUGAAUACAUUAAAAUUAUUUCAAAAGUGGAAAAUCACGAAGGUGUGAAAAAAAUAGAUGAUGUUAUUCGAGAAAGUGAUGGUAUCAUGGUUGCUCGUGGCGAUAUGGGCAUUGAAAUUCCAGCAGAGAAAGUAUUUCUCGCCCAAAAGAUGAUGAUAGCCAAAUGUAACAUUUUGGGCAAACCUGUUAUCUGUGCAACGCAAAUGUUAGAAAGUAUGACCAAGAAACCACGACCAACACGAGCUGAAGUAUCGGAUGUAGCAAAUGCUAUACUUGAUGGAAGCGAUUGCGUUAUGCUUUCGGGUGAAACAGCUAAAGGUGAUUAUCCAGCUGUAACGGUCGCAACAAUGGCAGCCGUCACUCUCGAAGCCGAAACAGCUAUUCACUCUAAGCAACUGUUUGUGGAACUUUGUGCAAAAACUCCCGUACCAACGGAUACAGCUACAGCAUUGGCCAUAGCAACAGUAGAUGCAGCACUAAAAUCGAAUAUUGUUGCCAUAAUAGUUGUUACCAGCACAGGACGUUUAGCACAUCUCAUAUCAAAAUAUCGUCCGCGUUGUCCAAUCAUUGCUGUUAUUGGUGAUGCACGUAUAGCUCGACAGGCACAAUUAUAUCGUGGCAUUAUACCAUAUAUUCAAGCUGAACAGAAUCCUGAUGAUUGCAGUAGAGAUGUUCAGGCAGGUAUACAAUUAGGCAAACAAAUGAAUAUAUUACGACAAGGUGAUCCGAUCAUUAUAGUCAGUGGAUCAACAAUGCGAAUCACUCAAGUUGAGUGAGAAAAAAAAAUUAUUCUUUUUACCCAUUAAAACAUUCCUUUUGUGGGUGAUUUCAAAAAAAGUUUGAAUUUUAGUCGAUAUUUUUAUUUUAUAGUCAUUUAUUUAUUUCUUAGCUUGUUUGUUUGUUUUUUUUGUGAAUCCAAUCUCAAAUUCCAAAGCUUGAAAAAGAAAAAUAAGAAUAAAAACCUGUA
This is a messenger RNA of Dermatophagoides pteronyssinus (European house dust mite), 1947 nucleotides long. RefSeq names its product pyruvate kinase PKM-like. Gene Ontology annotation, biological process: glycolytic process. Lineage: Eukaryota; Metazoa; Arthropoda; Arachnida; Sarcoptiformes; Pyroglyphidae. The record is from RefSeq and is a predicted model, not a curated record. Gene Ontology annotation, molecular function: magnesium ion binding; pyruvate kinase activity; potassium ion binding.